Messenger RNA from Pantherophis guttatus, 1919 nucleotides. RefSeq names its product serine/threonine-protein kinase Nek3-like. Lineage: Eukaryota; Metazoa; Chordata; Lepidosauria; Squamata; Colubridae. Gene Ontology annotation, biological process: protein phosphorylation. Gene Ontology annotation, molecular function: ATP binding; protein kinase activity. The record is from RefSeq and is a predicted model, not a curated record.
UGCCCUGGAAGCCAAGGCCAGGCUGGUGGCUGAGUAUCCCCUGCUCCUGGCCCUCUCUUCCUCCGGCCAUGGGUAAAGGGAGGGGUCGGCCCGGUGGUCACGGGCAGAGGGGCCUCGGUGGGGCAGCAUGGAGCAGUAUGAGCCCAUCUUCAGCAUCGGCCAGGGCUCCAGCGCCGAGGUCUUCCUGAUGAGGAAUGCCAGCACAAAGCAGCUCUUUGCCGUCAAGAAGGUCAAGACGGUGCCCGGGAAGCGGCUGCGCAGUAAGGAGGCCAUCCUGCAGGAAGUGGCCAUUCUGCGGCAGCUGCAGCACCCCCACGUGGUGGCCUGCCACGGCCAUUUCCUGGACACAGAGGAGGCGCAUGUUUUCAUCGUGCAGGAGUAUUGCGACGGGGGCUCCCUCGACCAGCAUAUCCAGAAAGGGGGGCCCUUCCCGGAGAGUGUCAUCAUGCGGUGGUUCGUGCAGCUGGCCCUGGCGGUGCAGUACAUCCACGCCCUGAGGAUCUUGCACAGGGACAUCAAAGCCUCCAACGUCUUCCUCACCCAGACCUGCGUUCUGAAGCUGGGGGAUUUUGGCAUCUCCAAGGUGAUGGACGGCACCCUGGAACUAGCCAGCACCUUUGUGGGCACACCCUAUUACCUCAGCCCCGAGCUCUGCAGGGACCUGCCCUACAGUUCCAAGGCGGACAUCUGGGCCCUGGGCUGUGUCCUCUUCGAGAUGUGUGCCCUGCAGCCGCCCUUCCAGGCCUUCAGCAUGAUCAGCCUGUUCCAUAAGAUUGUGAACUCCAGCCCCAGCCCUGUCCCGGCCAGCUACCCGGCCCCCCUGCACGGCCUCAUCCAGAGCAUCCUGCAGAAGGACCCCGAAGUCCGGCCCAGUGCCAGCACCAUCCUCACCUUCCCCUACGUCCAGCAGCACCUCAGCCUUUACUUCCUCCACCGGGAGCCUCGGCUACCCAGCCAGCUGCAGCCAGAAGCCCCUCCCAAAGGAGAGGGGGCUAAGCCCAGUCUGCCCAAGGCUGGCACAGAGGGCGCCCGGGGCUCCCCGAGCGGUGCAACCGAGGCACCCGGCUCUGCCUGGCUCCCCUCUCUGCAGCACGGCUGGAACCUCGCAGACAGCCUGAGUGUCUGCAGCAGCGCUUCGCAAUACUCGGCCGACUUUGAAGAAACAAGCACUUCUUCCGUCGGCAGCAGCUCAGAUGCAGAUUUCCCCGUCAACACCGAGGCAACUGAAACCUCUUCCGAGGACAACUGGGAGCCCCGGGACUUUGAGGACUCGGAGGAGGCCGCCCUGGCCGAUGCGGUGGACACGCUUGAAUGGGCCAUGCAAGACAGCAAGUCCUCUUCAGCUGCUGGGAGCCUGCAGAAGCACAUGGAUGACAGCGACUUUGGUGGAAGCGACUCCGGCAGCUUGGCUUCCAAGGAUUCAGAGCACCUGUUACGUUCGGAAGACUCUGAGCACACAGAGGUCGGCCGUUUACUGCAAAGUCUAGAUCUGGAACAUGGCAAGGGGAGCACCGGAUGCAAACCAAAGCGAACGUAAGGGGCUGAGGCCAGCCCUGCUAACCCUGGAAAUCAGUGAAGGCAAGAUAUUCUGGUCAAACCUUCCCAAGCAAUCAUCUACAGCCCCCAAAGAUCUCAGCUCAGAGGUUUUUGCAAUGCAGGGCCAGUCUAGUUCCUCUAUUCCCAGAUUCAAAUCCUUGUGCGGCCUGAACCAAGAUCCCUUUUGUAAAAAGAUUUUAUAAAAAACUGCCAGAAAGAGCUGACCCAGUAAACGUGCAAGACUUGCUAAGGAUAAAAUCCUAUGUAACCAACUGCAAUCUCUUCAAUAAGUGCCUCCUCCUUUUCCUCAUUUCUCCAAUGCUUUCGGAAUAUUCCCUUCACAUGCAUAUACACGUGUUCAUAAACUCUACAGACUGACCUUC